CGACGCCGCGCGGUGACAGUCGCUAAUGAUACCGGCAGAAUACCAUGGAGUGAUCUGUCCAUAGGAGAGAAAGCAGCGCGCACUACUCAGCAAACCUUCAACCUGGGCCUUGUCCUGCUGGGCGUAGGCCUAACAGGCACGGUAGCCUACGUACUCUACCUUGAAGUCUUCUCCACAGACAGCAAGACUGCCGUUUUCAACCGCUCAGCAGAUCGCGUGCGAAAAGAUCCGAAGUGCAUUGAGCUCUUAGCGGGUAGUGACGGUAGGCAUACAAAGCGGGAAAUCAAUGCCUAUGGUGAGCCAAGCUGGUCGAGGUGGGCGCGCAACCGGACGAUUGCGAGCAAACUCGAGACGGACAGGGCUGGUAUUGAGCACCUGCAUAUGCAUUUCUAUGUGGAGGGGCCGCUUGCUAAAGGAACGGUUAGCGUGCACAUGACGAGGUUGCCGGGUCAGAAAGACUUCGAGUACAGGCUUCUGGCGCUGGAUGUACCAGGUCACGCGAGGUAUCAUCUCGUUAAUGCGGACUCGAAGCAACUGGAUUUGAGAAAGCAAGGCAAGAUGUUCGGCGUCAAUUGG
Molecule: messenger RNA, 576 nt
Organism: Baudoinia panamericana UAMH 10762
Lineage: Eukaryota; Fungi; Ascomycota; Dothideomycetes; Mycosphaerellales; Teratosphaeriaceae
Exons: 1
Biological process (GO): protein import into mitochondrial matrix
Cellular component (GO): TIM23 mitochondrial import inner membrane translocase complex
Source: RefSeq, a predicted model, not a curated record